AUGUUCAACCUCAAGAACAUCAUCACUCUGCUCGCUGUCGGAGUUCUCUCCGCCAGCGCUGCUCCCGCUGCUGAUGUCCCAGUGGCCGAGGCUGAACCCGCGCUUGUUGAUCGCCAGAUCAGUGCCCGGGUGUUCGCCUGCGAGCACAUCCGGAGUCAAGGUGCCUGCAUCACGUUCAAUGCUCCUAUCGCUCAAUGCUCCUGGAACGACAGGAUCAGCACGAUCAUCAACCAGGACAGAAAUCUCUUCCGCUGCGUGUGGUUCGAGCAUGGCGGCUGCAGUGGUCGUUCAUACGCCAACCAGGUGGACGACCAUCUCGGUGACGGCGAUGGGUACUUCAAUGACCGGAUCAGCUCCAUCAGGUGCGGCUAG
Molecule: messenger RNA, 372 nt
Organism: Podospora pseudocomata
Lineage: Eukaryota; Fungi; Ascomycota; Sordariomycetes; Sordariales; Podosporaceae
Exons: 3
Coding region: 1-372 (123 amino acids)
Source: RefSeq, a predicted model, not a curated record